AUGUGCGACUCCACAUUCGCCUUGGGCCAACGCGGAAGCCACUUCUUCCAAUGUCCAUCAAAAACAGACCAUGCUCGAUUACCAGCAAAACUCGCCAAACUACUCGUUUCCCCCCAAAUGAAGCAAAUCCACCACAUCGCCCUGGGCUACGAAGACAGUUUCCUCCUCACAUGGCGUGACACACGGAAUCAAGACCGAAUCGACUGUGCAGACCUACCCCCCGAACUAACCACUUUCCUAUACGACCAAAGCGCGCGGGGCCAGUGGACUAGAAAUGUACCUAACAUCCAGUGUGUACUUGGGCCGUACAACGACUCCUGGUUCGUCCACGACGGCAUCGCGUAUUCAUGGAUGAAUCUGCCCCCCAAACUACUCGCGGCGUUGCAAACCAAGAUAGAAGACGGGAACUGGACUGAUCGGCCACGUAUCCUUGCUCUAGGGGCAAACAGCAACUUCAUCCUUGUGACGGAGAAACACAACGCUAUCUGGGAACUGCCCCAGUACCGGAGCUUAUCCACCCUGUUGUCAAGCGCCCAAUCCAAGCACAAUGGCGUUGCAGAGAUGCACAGAUUGAUCAUCCAUCCAUACCGCUUUGAAGCUUUCAUCAUACACUUGCAAUCUGGCCUCCUGCGUUAUGCAAACCUCCCGUCCCCAUCCCUCGCCUGUGUUACCGCCAUGCUCGAACCCAUCAAACACGACACACUCCACGCAAAACCAAACCCCUUACCCAGGAAAGCAAGUUCAUCCCUACCCCGUCCGCCCCGCAAACCAAGCAUCCUGCAGCAGCGCGCCUCGCUGAAGAAAGAAUGGAACCAGCACAACCAGCAAUUCUCGGCACGGGCACAGGGCAUGAAAGUGAGCUUGAGCCUCAGUCAGCACGAGCACUACAUCAUUUAUGCCCCCCAGCUUCUCCAUGCGCCUAUAGAACAUCAAGGGGCGGGGCGUCUGGAUCCACGAGUGCCUGGAUAUCAGCAUAUAACGACAACUCUGCUGUUGGUGAUGUUUACGCCGGUCUAG
Plenodomus lingam JN3 is the source of this 1017-nucleotide messenger RNA. RefSeq lists its product as uncharacterized. The record is from RefSeq and is a predicted model, not a curated record. Lineage: Eukaryota; Fungi; Ascomycota; Dothideomycetes; Pleosporales; Leptosphaeriaceae.